AUGAAGGUUCUAGCAGCACUUUGGGCAGUGUCUCUUGUGAGACUAUGUCACUGUGGAGAGCUCGGUAAGGUAGAUUCUAGCCUAUUUAAUGUCCUGUGCUCUGUUGAGGACCAUGUUAAGGUUCUCAAGCUUACACCCAAGAAGGGUACUAAGGUUACUGAGCUUACCUAUGGAGAUGAAAUAGUUUGGGAAGAUAAGAAGAAAACAUGUCUUUCAGCUAUCUUGUACUUUGAUGAUGAGAAACCUACUCUUGCUGUUUUAGAAACAAGGAAUAAGAAUAAUAAGCAGGGGACAGUCUACAAGCACCUUGAUGGUAGUAAGUGGCAGAAUGAUAAAGAAGAUGACCAUAAGAAGAAGCUUGGGGCAUUGAAGGAAGAUUAUAAGCCUAUUGGUAAGCCUGAAGAAAAUCCACCUGUUUCCUCUGCUCCUUUGGAACAAGAUACCCUGAAUAUUUCUAGAGUAGAUCAAUCAAACCUCGAAUAUUUCGAGUAUUACUAUGAUGAUAAUCUAAUUCAAUUCAUUGCUCCCAAGAAGGGUGUUAUUGUUAGAAAGUUGGUGAAUGAUACUCUAUGGACUCCUGAAAAGGAAGAAAAGUUCGAGUACUCCAAGCUAUAUCUUGAUGGGAACAGAAAACUUGGACUUAUCCUUAUUACAAGCAACUUUUCUUCAGAUAUAAAAUACAGAUACUUCAUCAAGAGUGAAAUAAAAUGGGAAUGUGCAAGAGACUAUACUGAAAAAAUGAAGUCUCUAAAGGUCGUUCCAGCUGGCAAGACUGAUAUGUCUAUUGACUUAGCCAAGGUGGAGGAGACAGAUGAAUGCAGAGUAGUUAAUGUUGAACUUCUGAAGGUGCAUACACGUUAUUAUAUACCAAAGCUAGGGUACCUUGUCAAGGAAGUAACAAAUGGUGAAGAUGCCAUCUGGACUGCCACUGGAGAAGAGAGAUGUACAUCUUGUGCUAUAUAUUCCAAGAAUGAUGUCCAUCUACUCGCUCUUUUUAUAAAGAGUGGGAACAAUUCUGAUAAUAAAUACUUUGAAAAGGUCGAUGGAAAGUGGAGUUUCAUAUCCAAGGAUUUUUUCUUCAAGAAGUAUGAUGAGAUGAAAAGUGCCUGGCAUGCAGUAGGUAGUUAA
Theileria equi strain WA is the source of this 1128-nucleotide messenger RNA. RefSeq names its product signal peptide-containing protein. The transcript has a single exon. NCBI's taxonomy places the organism in Eukaryota, Apicomplexa, Aconoidasida, Piroplasmida, Theileriidae. Bases 1 to 1128 code for a protein of 375 amino acids. The record is from RefSeq and is a predicted model, not a curated record.